AUGUAUCAUCCAAACAUGUUCGAGUCUCAUCAUCAUAUCUUCGAUAUGACCCCGAAAAACUCCGAUAACGAUUUAGGUAUUACCGGAAGCCGAGAAGAGGAUUUCGAGACUAAGUCCGGUGCAGAAGUCACCAUGGAUAAUCCUUUAGGUGAAGAGCUUCAAGAUCCUAAUCAACGACCUAACAAAAAGAAGCGUUACCACCGUCACACGCAACGCCAGAUUCAAGAGCUUGAGUCGUUCUUUAAGGAAUGUCCUCAUCCAGACGAUAAGCAAAGAAAAGAGCUGAGUCGCGAGCUAAGUUUAGAACCUCUUCAAGUCAAGUUUUGGUUCCAAAACAAACGCACUCAAAUGAAGGCGCAUCAAGAGAGGCACGAGAACCAGAUUCUGAAGUCAGACAACGACAAGCUCAGAGCAGAGAACAAUAGAUACAAGGAUGCUCUAAAUAACGCAACAUGUCCAAACUGUGGUGGUCCUGCGGCAAUAGGAGAAAUGUCAUUUGAUGAGCAGCAUUUGAGGAUCGAAAAUGCGCGUCUACGUGAAGAAAUCGAUAGGAUCUCUGCCAUAGCUGCUAAAUACGUAGGGAAGCCAUUAUUGACUAAUUCCCCAUCUUUCCCUCAGCUCACUUCUUCUCACCAUGUUGCCUCGCGCUCGCUUGAUCUUGAAGUUGGAAACUUUGGGACUAAUAACAGUAACCAGACGGGUUUCGUAGGGGAAAUGUAUGGAACAAGCGACAUUUUGAGGUCGGUUUCGAUCCCUUCUGAGGCUGAUAAGCCCAUGAUUGUCGAGCUAGCGGUUGCAGCUAUGGAAGAGCUUGUGAGAAUGGCUCAAACUGGUGAUCCCUUGUGGGUUUCAAGCAAUAAUUCGGUAGAGAUUCUCAAUGAAGAAGAGUACUUUAGAACGUUCCCAAGAGGAAUCGGACCGAAACCUAUUGGUUUGAGAUCAGAAGCUUCAAGAGAGUCCACUGUCGUUAUCAUGAAUCAUAUCAAUCUCAUUGAGAUCCUAAUGGAUGUGAAUCAAUGGUCUAGUGUGUUCUGCGGGAUUGUAUCGAGAGCAUUGACGCUUGAAGUUCUCUCAACCGGCGUUGCAGGGAACUACAAUGGGGCACUACAAGUGAUGACAGCAGAGUUCCAAGUCCCGUCACCGCUUGUCCCGACCCGUGAGAACUACUUCGUAAGGUACUGUAAGCAGCAUAGCGACGGUAUUUGGGCCGUUGUUGAUGUCUCUUUGGACAGCCUGCGACCGAGUCCUAGUCCGAUCACUAGAAGCAGAAGAAGACCAUCUGGUUGUCUGAUUCAAGAAUUGCAGAAUGGUUAUUCCAAGGUAACAUGGGUAGAGCAUGCUGAGGUGGAUGAUAGAUCGGUUCACAACAUGUAUAAACCACUGGUUAAUACCGGUUUAGCUUUUGGUGCGAAACGUUGGGUGGCUACACUUGACCGUCAAUGCGAGCGGCUCGCUAGUUCGAUGGCCAGCAACAUUCCCGCUAGUGAUCUUUCCGUGAUAACAAGCCCUGAGGGGAGAAAGAGCAUGCUGAAACUGGCGGAGAGGAUGGUUAUGAGCUUCUGUAGUGGAGUUGGCGCGUCGACUGCACACGCGUGGACGACAUUAGCCGCAACAGGAUCCGACGAUGUUCGGGUUAUGACCCGAAAGAGCAUGGAUGAUCCAGGAAGGCCUCCAGGAAUUGUCUUGAGUGCUGCUACUUCUUUCUGGAUCCCUGUGGCUACAAAAAGAGUGUUUGAUUUCCUUAGAGACGAAAACUCGAGAAGCGAGUGGGAUAUACUUUCGAACGGAGGUUUGGUUCAAGAAAUGGCUCAUAUCGCAAACGGUCGUGAUCCGGGGAAUUGUGUCUCCUUGCUUCGAGUCAAUAGUGGGAACUCAGGACAGAGCAACAUGUUGAUCUUACAAGAAAGUUGUACGGACGCAUCAGGAUCAUAUGUGAUAUACGCACCAGUCGAUAUAAUGGCAAUGAACGUAGUCCUUAGUGGAGGCGAUCCGGAUUACGUCGCUUUGUUACCAUCCGGAUUCGCUAUAUUGCCUGAUGGCUCAGUAAAAGGAGGAGAAGGAAAUGGUGGUCCCGGAACCGAAGGAGUAGAAGGAAAUAAUCUUGAAGUGGUUACUACUGGGAGUAGUUGUGGUUCACUACUUACUGUAGCGUUUCAAAUACUUGUGGACUCUGUUCCAACCGCUAAACUCUCUCUUGGGUCAGUUGCUACAGUCAAUAGUCUGAUCAAAUGCACGGUCGAGCGGAUUAAAGCCGCAGUGGCCUGCGAUGGAACUUGA
Molecule: messenger RNA, 2277 nt
Organism: Arabis nemorensis
Lineage: Eukaryota; Viridiplantae; Streptophyta; Magnoliopsida; Brassicales; Brassicaceae
Source: the annotation of a GenBank genome assembly